AUGAUGAAUCACGAAAAAAGUGAACAACGUACGUGUGGUCUUCUUGGAGGUUUAUCCUAUGUUUCUACGGUCGAUUAUUAUAACUCUAUAAACCGACUUAUCAGUGAAUUUCUGAUUGAUCAUAGCAGUCGUAUUCACAUGGUUUCGGUGGAUAUAUUUCAAUAUACAAGGUUUCUCGAAGAAAGUCAAUGGUCGCAAGCAGCUGAUUAUUUACUCGAAGGUGUUCACCGACUCGUAAAAAGUGGUAUCGAUUUUUUAGUUAUUUGUUCAAAUACGGGCCAUAUGGUCGUGCCUAAAAUCAUGGAAUACUAUCCUCAAUUGGUUUUACUUCACAUCAGUGAUGCAGUUGCCUUUGCUAUUAAACAAAAGAAAUUUCGUAAAGUUGGAUUUCUGGGUACGAAAAUGACAAUGAAAUUAGAUAGUUGUGCAGUGAAACGUUUAAUUCAACAUGAUUUGGAUAUAUUGUUUCCAGAUGAAGAAGAGAUUGACAAAAUUCAUCAUAUUAUCGCUACACAAUUAUCUAUCAAUAUAUUUUCUAAAGAAUCGAAACAAAUCUAUCUAAAAGUCAUACAGCGUAUGUAUGAUGAACAUCAAGUCGAGGGAGUUAUUCUUGGAUGUACAGAAAUACCUCUGCUAAUUCAACAAAAUGACAUCCCCCGUGUGCCACUGUUCAACUCAACAAAAUUACAUGUUCAACUUGCAGUGGAAUAUCAACUCAAUCGUUGCAAUAUCAAUGAUUUUUUGCCUCCUAAUAAUUCUAAAAACUAA
Messenger RNA from Adineta ricciae, 768 nucleotides. Lineage: Eukaryota; Metazoa; Rotifera; Eurotatoria; Adinetida; Adinetidae. The record is from the annotation of a GenBank genome assembly.